Messenger RNA from Knipowitschia caucasica, 948 nucleotides. The record is from the annotation of a GenBank genome assembly. NCBI's taxonomy places the organism in Eukaryota, Metazoa, Chordata, Actinopteri, Gobiiformes, Gobiidae.
AUGUCCAGACAUGCCUCCUGCUUCAGCUCAAGCCCCUCCCUCAAGCAUCCUUUCGUUACAGGAAACCUGAAGAUAUUUGAAAUCAACGUCCCCAGAAAACAGAUCAAAAUGGAGCCUGAAACAAACCCCCAUCAAAGAAUUGGUUUUAUUGGUGCAGGGAACAUGGCAUUUGGCAUCGCAAAAGGAAUAAUAACUGGUGGAAAUGUUUUGCCAGCAAACAUCAAAGUUAGCGCUCCAUCCAACAGAAACUUUGGACGCUUUCAGGAGUUAGGAAUUAGUGUCACAAACUCCAAUGUGGAGCUGGUGUGUGGUUCUGACAUAGUUUUUGUGGCAGUCAAACCUCACUUGGUUCGAAAUGUUCUCAAUGAGAUCUCCGUUUUAAUCACAGACAGACACAUUAUUGUGUCGGUGGCUGCAGGAAUAACACUGGAAACAUUGGAAGAGCUCUUGCCUGAAAAUGCAAGUAUCAUCCGUCUGAUGCCAAACCUCCCGUGCAUUGUGCAGGAGGGGGCUUUACUCUUCUCCAGAGGGUCUUGUGCUAAACCUUCUGAUGGAGAACUGCUUCGCUCCUUAUUGCAUCAUUGUGGUUUGGUGGAGGAGGGCCCAGAGGCAUGGAUUGAUAUUCAUACAGGACUGAGUGGGAGUGGAGUGGCCUUUGUUUAUCUUUUCUCCGAAGCUCUAGCUGAAGGAGCCAUUAAAAUGGGAAUGCCAAGUUCUUUGGCCCAUACCAUUGCCUCACAGACAGUUUUGGGCGCAGGGCGGUUGUUGCGAGACUCAGGAAAGCAUCCAGCUCAGCUCCGGUCAGAGGUUUGCACUCCGGGAGGAACCACCAUUUAUGGACUUCACACUCUGGAGCAAGGUGGAGUCAGGGCAGCAACAAUGAGCGCUGUGGAGUCCGCCACCGAGCGAGCGAGACGGCUCGGCCAAAUGUCUGCAGCCAGGAAGUGA